Molecule: messenger RNA, 3426 nt
Organism: Fundulus heteroclitus (mummichog)
Lineage: Eukaryota; Metazoa; Chordata; Actinopteri; Cyprinodontiformes; Fundulidae
Gene: stk39
Product: serine threonine kinase 39
Exons: 18
Coding region: 476-2002 (508 amino acids)
Biological process (GO): protein phosphorylation
Molecular function (GO): protein serine/threonine kinase activity; ATP binding
Source: RefSeq, a predicted model, not a curated record
CCGAAAGCUGCCAAGACAUUUUAUGUGAUAAUCGUAAAAGGAAAUUACGGAAAUGUUGUUUUAACAUAUUCUCUAACAACAAACAUUGAUUAUAAGAUCUCAUUCGUCACAUCUUGAUUUGUCAAAAAAAGAGAGAGAGAAUAAAAAAAAAAGAUUCGUAGUGAUUUCGUCUUCCUCUGUAGUGGCACCUCGUGUUGGGAGCUGACAGUGCGCGCGCGUGUGUUUGUGUGGUUUGUGCCAGUGGGCGCGCGCGUGUGCCUGUCUGUCUCUGUGUGUGUUCCGUUAUUUUCCGGGUUGCGUUCAGUCAGCCAGCCACAGCCAGGGAGGCAGGCGGGCAGUGUCGGUGGUGGUGGUGGUAGUGGCGCUGCAGCUGCCAGCUGACACUUCCACCGAGGAGGAGCUGAGGUCAAACUUGGCUGUCUCUGUCUCUCUUGUCUGUGACCGAGGCUGCAUCAUCACCACCAUCAUCAUCAUCAUGGCGGAUCAAGGCGAAACUCCGACUGCCGUCCAACAGCCGCAGCCCUCAACCGGCUGGCCAAUUACCAGGGAGUCCUACGAGCUGCAGGGAGUCAUAGGCAGCGGGGCCACAGCUGUGGUGCAGGCGGCCCUCUGUACCCCCAGACAGGAGCGCGUGGCCAUAAAGAGGAUCAACCUGGAAAAAUGCCAGACCAGCAUGGAUGAGCUGUUGAAAGAAAUUCAAUCCAUGAGUCAGUGCAACCACCCAAACAUCGUCACCUACUACACUUCCUUUGUUGUGAAGGACGAACUUUGGGUGGUGAUGAAGCUCCUGAGUGGAGGCUCCAUGCUAGAUAUAUUAAAGCAUUCGAGCAAAGAAGAAGAUAAAAGUCUUCGACUUUUAGAUGAGCCAAUUAUUGCCACAAUAUUAAAGGAAGUUCUGGAGGGUCUGGACUAUCUCCACAGAAAUGGACAGAUUCACAGGGAUGUGAAAGCUGGGAACAUCCUGCUGGGAGAAGAUGGGUCUGUUCAGAUUGCAGAUUUUGGGGUAAGCGCAUUUUUAGCGGCCGGGGGCGACAUGACGAGACACAAAGUUCGAAAGACUUUUGUUGGGACGCCAUGUUGGAUGGCUCCAGAGGUGAUGGAACAGGUUCGAGGCUAUGAUUUCAAAGCAGAUAUGUGGAGUUUUGGGAUUACAGCAAUAGAGUUAGCAACAGGCUCUGCACCCUAUCAUCGCUACCCUCCAAUGAAGGUUUUAAUGCUUACUCUGCAGAACGAUCCGCCCACCCUGGAGACGGGCGUUGAGGACAAGGAAAUGCUCAAAAAAUACGGAAAAUCAUUUCGAAAGCUUAUAACAACGUGCCUUCAGAAGGACCCUGCUAAAAGGCCCACAGCAGCCGAGCUUUUGAAGUGUAAAUUCAUCCAAAAGGCUAAGAACAAAGAAUAUCUUGUUGAAAAGCUUUUGAGUCGUGCACCAAAGAUUUCUCAACGAGCAAAGAAGGUCAGGAGAGUCCCAGGCUCCAGCGGCCACCUGCACAAGACCGUGGACGGAGACUGGGAGUGGAGCGACGACGAGCUGGACGAGGGCAGCGAGGAGGGCAAAGCCGCGGUGAAUCAGGGCAGGGUAAGUGAGUCACGAAGGGUCAAUUUUGAGGCCAAAGACAAUGAGGAAGAUGCCAACAAUAUCCCUAUAGAAGGCUUGUCUGUUCAGCAUCCCCAGGUGGAACCAUACGAGAAUACAGCAGCCUUCAUUCAAGGAGCUAUGAACAUGGUACUGCGACUACGGAACUCCAAAAAGGAGCUAAAUGACAUUCGGUUUGAGUUCACACCUGGGCGAGACACUGCUGAAGGCGUUUCCCAAGAGCUCUUCUCCGCCGGUCUGGUCAACGGACUUGAUGUCUUAAUUGUUGCUGCUCACCUUCAAAAGAUUGUAGAUGACCCGAUUACCUUUAAAGUGUUGACCUUUAAGCUGGCUUCCUGCUGCGAUGACAUAGAGAUCCCGGAUGAGGUGAAGUUGAUCGGCUUUGCACAGUUAAGUGUUAGCUGAUGCCCCCUUCGUCCUUGAAGCAGGUGAGGCAGGGAAGACAGUUCAGGGCAGACAGACUGAGGAACACACCCCGGCCAUCGCCACCACCACCAAGACUUCCUGCUACAUCCUUCCCAACAGCCUCACAGAAAAGUCCUCGUCUUUUCUCCCUCGCUCCUUUUAUCUUCCCAAAGCUCUGCCGUCGCCUCACCGCCACCUCUGCAGCGUCGACUUCCCUGCUCGCCGUCCCUCAGCCUCUAACCUUAACAUUCCAGCACCCAGCGCACAGAACAGAACCGGGACACAGCCCAGGAACCAAAAGAUGUACUCAGGCAGUGAAAGAAGGUGAUAAAUAUGUAGCUUUGAAUGUUUUAUUUAUUUUCUCAACUCCUACACUGUUCUUUUCAGCCAAGUUCUCGUUGUUUAUUGAAAUGAGAAGAUAUUUAAUUUUUUUUUUUUUUUUUUGUCUUACUGAUUUGUUGCCACUGUGAACAGAAAAUUUCCCACAAACCCUCUGAUUUGUGAAAAUUCCCCGGGGUCUGUGUCAGAAUGUAAGAUUUGGUAAAUAUGUAGAUAUAAGCACAUUUUUAUAAUAACAUGAUGAAUGUUCUAAAAAAGAAUCCCCUGAAUGAAACGUUUUAUGUAUUCAGACCUGUUUAACUAAAAAAAAAAAACGGUACCGUUCGGUUGAGUGUGCAGAAAUAACCGAGACCUGGUUGUUACUGUGUAUACUUAGCUGCUCUCGACGGUGUUAACGCUUCAGAAAAUGCUUGAGGUGCCUUGUUCAUUUUUCCGUGCCUAAGAAAGAUGUCAGCUAGUGAGACCACACUGAGAGCUGAACCCCCUGAGUGUCACUUCAUCAAUGUAUCCCCCCCCCCCCCCCCGCCCGCCCGCAACGACGCUGUUCUGACGCGCUGUCUUAGCUCAACAAGACGAGAUAAAAUGCACUUUUGAGUGGAGAGUGUGCAAACCAACAAACUGACUCUUAAUUUAUGCUUUUUUUUUUUUUUUUUUUCAUCAGACGAAUAAAACCUUAUGGAACCUGCAGGUGUAUACUCUUGCUCUAGUUAGUGUCCAUCAGAAGCCACAAUCCAACACUGGGUGGAUUUUAUUAUUAUUUUUUGUUCGUUUUUGUUUAAAAAAGUAAAGUAGCUGCCUAAUUGUUACCGUAUGAGGUCUAAAAACAAAGCCAAACAGCUUCUGCUGAGUGUGAAGAACCUUUUGUUUGUCCAAACAAGUCCAGUAGCACUAAAUCGUUUUAGGUAUAAAAAAUGUUAAAUAAUAACUCCUCUAAAAUCUUUUCUCUGCUAAAGUUAAUUAUUAUUAUAAUUUUUUUUAAUGUACACUCUGUGCAUCAUUUCAGCGUAUUACCCAUUCUCCUUCUCUGUAAUCAGCUAAUGUCAAACUUCUGAUGAGGAGCAACAAAUAAAGAGAGUAUUUAAGAA